Cavenderia fasciculata is the source of this 816-nucleotide messenger RNA. It is a transcript of the gene mettl1, whose product is annotated as tRNA (guanine-N7-)-methyltransferase. The transcript has 2 exons. Gene Ontology annotation, biological process: tRNA methylation; RNA (guanine-N7)-methylation. Gene Ontology annotation, molecular function: tRNA (guanine(46)-N7)-methyltransferase activity. The record is from RefSeq and is a predicted model, not a curated record. Gene Ontology annotation, cellular component: tRNA methyltransferase complex. NCBI's taxonomy places the organism in Eukaryota, Evosea, Eumycetozoa, Acytosteliales, Cavenderiaceae. Bases 1 to 816 code for a protein of 271 amino acids.
AUGGAAACAGAAACAUCAAAUAAUACAAAUGUAGAAGAUACUACCUCUACAACUACAACAGCUACAGAUAAACCACAACAACAAAAGAGAAAGAAAGCAAUCAAACCAUAUCAUAGAAUCAAAGCUCAUUCAAACCCAUUAUCAGAUAAUGAUUUCAAUUAUCCAGUAUCACCAGAUAAAAUGGAUUGGUCUCCACAUUACCCACAAUUCUUAAAAGAUCAUCCAGAAAAGAGAGUUGAAGUAGCAGAUGUUGGAUGUGGAUACGGUGGUUUGACAGUUAGUUUGUCGGCAGCACUUCCCGAUCAGAUGAUUUUGGGUAUGGAGAUUCGUGACAAGGUCGUACAAUAUGUUGACGAACGUAUAGUGAAACUUCGUGAAAAGGAGACAGACAAGUACCAAAACAUCAGUGUCCUCAAGACCAAUGCCAUGAAAUAUCUACCCAACUACUUUUACAAGGGACAAUUACAAAAGAUCUUUUUCCUCUUCCCCGAUCCACACUUUAAAAAGGCCAACCACAAGCGUCGUAUCAUCAGUUCGACACUCUUGUCAGAGUAUGCCUAUGUUUUGGCACCAGGUGGUUUGGCCUACUUUAUCAGCGACGUAGAAGAACUCUAUCUCUGGAUGUACAAGCAUUUUGCUGCUCAUCCACUUUUCGAACAAAUCGAGGACCAACAAAUCCUCCUCUCCGAUCCAUGCAUUCCACUCAUUAUCAAUUCAUCAGAGGAAGCUCGUAAAGUCAAUAGAAUCGAUGGUAAGAAAUGGUAUGCUGUAUUUAGAAGAAUUACUGAACCAAGAAUAAUAAACAAAACAAACUAA